AUGCCAGAGAUUAACUCCUCCUCCUCCACCCCUGCGGUACUGCCGGGGGAAGCAGUCGCCACCCAGCACAGACCACUUGUCUGUAAGCUUAGACUAGCAGCGUCGAGGCAGGUACCGCAGUAUAGAGGAGAAAGGAAGAUCAGGUGGUGGAAAUUGAAGGAAGUGAAAUGUAGAGACGAGUUUGUGAAUAAAGUUUUGAAGGAAGUUGAUGGCAAAGAAGUGACAUGGAAUGCGUUGAGCGAGGUGAUGAGGACAGUUUCGAAGGAUGUACUCAGGGUAACAUCAGGGAAACCGCCCAAGGCAGACAAAGACGCAUGGUGGUGGACUGAGGAAGUCCAGGAAGCGGUGAAUGCUAAGAGACAGCUGAAGAAGAUCCGUGAUCAGUUGCAGACUGACGAAGCUGCCAUAGAUUACAGGGAGGCGUGUAAGAGAUCAGAGAGAAGGGACAAGAACUCAGCAGAUGUGAGGCAGAUCAAGGUGAUUAAGGAUGAGGAUGGCCGGACCCUCACUGAUGAUGCGGAGAUUAAGGAGCGGUGGAGGGCAUACUUCAGGAAACUGUUAAAUGAGGAAAAUCCCAGAGAAGAAAGAGUUGACCACCGGGAAAUGAGGGGAUAG
Messenger RNA from Penaeus indicus, 615 nucleotides. RefSeq lists its product as uncharacterized. The coding region runs from base 1 to 615 and encodes 204 amino acids. The transcript is spliced from 3 exons. The record is from RefSeq and is a predicted model, not a curated record. Lineage: Eukaryota; Metazoa; Arthropoda; Malacostraca; Decapoda; Penaeidae.